AUGGUAGCCUCGCUGUUCCUAGUGCUUUCCAUCGGGGUAGAUGAUGUCUUCAUUAUAUUGAGGGCCGUUCUGCUGCUUAUAAUGCUCGUCUACUAUUAUUUCUCCAUCUACGGCAUCCAGCGCGUCGAGACACUAAUUUCGCUCGAGAAGAUGACACUCCCAGAUUCAUACGUUCAAAAAUUCCAAAAACACUUCGAAGAUUCGAUGCGCAGCAUGCAGCCCAUCUCGGUGUUCAUCAAAAAUCCCGGUGAUCUGCGCGACCCGGAGCGGAUGGCGACGAUCAAAAAGAUUGUGGGCGAGUACGAGACGGCCGAGUUUUCCUAUGGGCCCAAUUCGACCUUUUUCUGGAUUCGACAAUAUGAAGAGUUUUUAGAGUAUUACGUUGAUUCGGAUGAUGAAGAAAUUGAAAAGCCAAAGUUCACCUACACAGAGAUCCCCGCCUUUUUCAAGUCGGCAACGUAUUUCUACCUGGAAACCUUUACAAUGUUGAUCGACUCGACGGUGUGGUCUUCGGUGGGCGCCUCGCUUUUCUGCACGGCCAUCGCUUGUGUCAUCUUCAUCCCGUCGCUGUUCUUCGGUAUCGUCGGCUUCCUGGCGCUGUGGGGCAUCCAGCUGGACCCACUGUCAAUGGCCGCCCUUCUGAUGGCCAUCGGCUUCUCGGUGGAUUACACGGCCCACAUGUGCUUCCACUACUACAAGGCAAAACCGCGGAAUCGUGUCGACAAGGUCGAGGAGGCGCUGUCGACGAUUGGAUGGCCGCUGAUGCAGGUUGGCCUCUCGACGCUGGUGGCCUUGGCCCCGUUGGUCUUCAAACAAUCCUACCUUGCCGUCGUCUUCCUGAAAACGAUCACAGUGGCGCUGAUCAGCCGAUUACACAAAGAGUUCGGGAAAAGCCCGAAGGUCGGCCCGAUCGAGCCAGCGACAGCUCCAGAAAAAGCCGGCGAGCGACCAGCCUUGACGCAUCGGAUUGCUCUCGGAAGAACACAAUCUUCCGAGAUCAUCGACAAGGAGGGCGUCUCUUCCACGCCAAUGCCCGUCGUCCAAAACGGCGCCUUG
Messenger RNA from Mesorhabditis spiculigera, 1056 nucleotides. The record is from the annotation of a GenBank genome assembly. NCBI's taxonomy places the organism in Eukaryota, Metazoa, Nematoda, Chromadorea, Rhabditida, Rhabditidae.